Solenopsis invicta (red fire ant) is the source of this 3648-nucleotide messenger RNA. RefSeq lists its product as uncharacterized. The coding region runs from base 2133 to 2480 and encodes 115 amino acids. NCBI's taxonomy places the organism in Eukaryota, Metazoa, Arthropoda, Insecta, Hymenoptera, Formicidae. The transcript has 3 exons. The record is from RefSeq and is a predicted model, not a curated record. Gene Ontology annotation, molecular function: RNA binding.
GCGUAUAGCGGCACGUGAAUUAUGGAGAACUUCAACUUCAGUAAUCUCGACAUCGUGCAGUUAGGCAGUGCCGAUAUGUUCUUUAAAAUGGUGUUACAUGUUCAAUCGGAUCAGCGAAUGGCGUCACCUUAUCGCGCAAGCGGCUUUAGCAGGGCUAGAAAAAAAAGAGAACGCUUCGGCACAUGCACGGCUAUCACGAAACGCUAAUUAAUUGCGGUGCAAGCCCACCAGGUUCGAGACUGCUUUGCAUUUUGCGUGCAGGCCCUCGUAAAACUACAUGCCUGUCAGCCCCGGCGAAUUUCAAGAUGAUUUAUCGUCCUUGCAAAACUAAGUUUUUCGCGGUACUUCGUGGCUUCUCGGCGGCUCCGAAAGGCACGGCCGACGCUUUCGACAUGCAACUGUGGCCGCUGUGGGCACGAUCCGUAAAGUUGACGUCGCUGAUCGACUGCUAUUUUAUAUCCUCACCAUCUAGCCGGACUGACUUUGAAAUAUGUUUCCCUCAAAUCUUUCGAUGUGGAAUUUUUGGUCGGCACGUUUCACGGUGACCCGCAUACGCUAUAAUUGCGGGGAAAUUAAGUGCCGGCUUUUACGUGACGGCGUUUAAUACGUACGGCUGAACCUGUAUUGUCACGCGAAUAAUCAUGCACACGGAAAGUCAUGUUGUACAUCAAUCUUUUUGUAAUUUUGUCAAAUUAUAACAAGAAUGAGAAAACUAUAUCGAUAUUGAAGCAAAGUCCAUAAGCUUCUCUUUAACACAUUAAUAUUAAUAUAAUUAUAAUCUAAGACGUGCCUAAACUUCAGAAUGUAAAAUAAUUAUCUACAUAAUUGAAUCUUUAUCUAUCUAAAAAUUUGUACAUCUUUUUAUGCUAAAUUAUGUCAAAAAAAUGUUGGUUUAUUUUCAGAAAAAUACACUCAGUAUUUUCAAAAUUGGUAAUUAGGAAUUUUACAAAUGAUGUUUCUUGUUACACCAAAUACUUUGUACUUUUAGGAAAUCUGUACAAUUCAAAACAUUUAAGAAAAAUAUUAACAUAUGAAUAUAACAUAUGCUGUUUUAUAUAAAGUCUUUUCCUUGGAAUCUAUCUAAAAUUUGGAAUGUUAGAAACGGCUAUUCUCAAAUAUGCUAUUCUACAACGUUAUUUUCGUAUAUAAUGCCAUUCAAAUCUGGCUGUCCGACAAUUCGAUAUGCUUUGGUUACUACACUGUGUGUGCAUGAUGCGCAGCCACGUUUCCCUUUUCAACAUGCAAAUACUCGUACAUUGUGAGACAGACGUUUACGUUCAACGGCGGUAACAUAAAGUGGGGUAAGGGUAAGAUUUCACAACGAGCCCUAGUAAGAGUGAUUUACACCUCGGAAAAACUCCGCGACGUUUACGAUAGCUACUCACGAAUUAUUUAUAGCAUCUGGCCAUGGCAGGGUGAAUUUCACGACAUGUAUUUUUCUUCGUUUUCCUGAAGAGAUCGUCGAGGUCGUGACGAAGUAGAUAUCGUUAAAUGUUUCCAUUGAAACAUUCGGCGAUAUCAAUUAAAUUAAAUGUAUAAUGGAAAACGUAAGCAAACAGUAGUGAAUUGCUACUUUUUAUGUUUUUUUUUAAUUUUACGAUUCAAUUAGUUAUAUACUAUAAGUAUAAGCUUAUACACAAGUUGAAAUGUUUCAUACACUUUUAAUGUAAAUGUAGACAUGGUAUAAAUAUUUUCAUUUUUAAAAGUAGUGUGUAGAAAAAGUAAUUACAGUAAAAGGAGAGAACAAAAUUUAUACGAUACAUUAAAAAUUGUAUUUACGUUAAAACACGAGUUGAUAAUUUUAUUUAAAAUAUUUCAAGGAAAUUUUCGCAGAAAUGUUGUUGAUUGUUUAUUGAAAUAUAAAUACAUUACUUCAUUAAACAGUUUUUGUUUUAUUUAAAAUAUAGGCGGUUUAGAAUUUACCGCUUAUUCUUCACUUUGGCAGGCUAUUUGGCAGUCUGCAAGAUUCACGCACGCGCUAAGAGCUUGCAAUUCCAUUAUUAGGAGACUUUAGACCUUCUAUGCUCUAGUUGGCAUGCAUUUAAGUAAAAUUAGUCGAUUCUAACGUGUAAGUAAGUGCAAGAAGCUGGUGUGUUUAACGGUGCGUCGCGGUGUGAAUUUUAAGCGUCGAUAUGCCACAUAAUACGCCUAAAACUUUAUAUGUGGGCAACUUGGACCAUGCUGUGUCGGAAGAUUUAUUGUGUGCUCUGUUUUCGCAUAUUGGAAGCGUUAGAAGUUGCAAGAUCAUCAGAGAGAUUCCGAUUCCGCUCGUUCUGUAUGCACAUCCGAUUAAGGAUCUGACCCACAACCGUCGGAUAAGAACUGCGCAACGUGACACGCAACGGCAUCGGUGUAUUCAGCGUCACCAAAUAGCGCGCAUGACUUUCGAGAUUUAUAUUUGUCAUGAAAUCUUAUACGUUGAAGGAUCUGUCAAAUUGACAUUUACAGAGAAAGUUCCCCUUGGGACAUAUUUAACGUGAAUGGCGCCAGUAACAAUUCGCAGAGUUACAGUUCCGCUGCAGCGGUUACUUAUUACAUGAUGUAUAUUACGUCGGCAUACCAGGCGUCGAAGAUGAUGGACAGUUAAAGACCAUUAACGUAGUAAUCGCGAUAAUUUCUCUGCGAAGGAAUGUAUGCCUAAGUGAGAGUAAUAUUUACCGUUUUUUAAUUUUUUUUCCUUACCUGCUUUCAGCGGAACUAAAAUUUUAACUAGAAGAGAAUAAAUUUGCGUAAUAAUAUAUCUUUUUAAGUGUUUUUUUAUUUAGUUACAAGAGAAUUAUAAAAAGUUGUGUAAUGUAUAAUAUUAGUAUUAAUUAUAAUCUUAAUUUGAAAAUAUUACCUACUUUUAUUUUUAUAAAGUUAGACAAAAGAUUAUAUCAGAAUUUUGGACAAAGUAUUCCUGAAUGUUUAAAUUAAAAUACAAAUUGAAUACAUCCAAACAGGGCAUUUUUUUUAUUUACACAAAACUAAAACUCAUCUAUUUUUUGCGACACUUGAUUGCUAAGAUUUCGAAGAGAAUAAUGAGCGCGAUUCUAGUAGGUAUUAUUGCUAGGAACGACGAUUUUCGUGAUACCUGUAAUCAGAAGAAUGAGGUCUGAUAGGUGGAAGCAAAGUUACAGUGAAACCUGAUUACAGACUCGUUUUCAACAAGCAGCAGCAUGAGUUCUAUUAUUGGUUAACAGCACGAGAAACGAACGAUUCGUGCAUUCGUCAGUUGCUACUAUGAUGCGUAAAAUAAACAAAUAGGUCUUUCACAUGCAUUGACGAAUUUGCUAUAGUUCAAUUCCCCUGCAGUGCCCUACUUUGUCGUAUAUGUAGCUCGAAUGACUAUUUUAGUAAUUAUUACUAUGAUUUUAAAUGCAUAAUUAAAUUAAUUUGUCGUUAUUUAAAGGAGCAGCUAACAAAAAAUUAUAUAAGCUAACAUUAAAACUAAAUUGAUAUUCUGUCAACCAAAAAAAGAUACGUUUGAACUUUUAAAAUUCUAUAGACAUUUAAUCGCGCGAUUUUAUCACACAACAUUAAAAAUAACUGUCCAAUGUAAUACAUUUAAAGUUAUGCAAACCUUUUUAUAUUGCAAAAUUACAUAAAAAUUAAUAAAUUAUUUUUUGUCAAUAUCAACAAAAAUCAAAAUCAUCAAUGCUUCACUAU